UUAUAAUUGUUCGGUCCUGAUUAUAUCCUGUGUUUUUGCGGAGAGGACUUGAGAACUGUGAAGCACUCGAGAGCGAGCGAAGAGACAAUGGACACGACGAUUUGUGGGAGAUUAGCUCUCGCACCAUCCACUCUCUUCAGUUCCAAAUCAGGUGACAAACAUUCACUCUCUAAAGGACCAUGUUUGAAUCGUGGUGUUCUUAUGACUUUGUCUACAUCCGCCGCAUUGGGUAAAGGAGGUGGUGUCCUGGACAAACCAAUUAUUGAGAAAACCACUCCUGGUCGUGAAUCUGAGUUUGAUUUGAGGAAAUCAAAGAAGAUGGCUCCACCUUACAGGGUGAUACUACACAACGACAACUUCAACAAGAGGGAAUAUGUGGUCCAGGUGUUGAUGAAGGUAAUACCCGGCAUGACUGUAGACAACGCAGUUAACAUUAUGCAAGAAGCCCACAUCAACGGUAUGGCUGUUGUGAUCGUCUGUGCUCAGGCUGAUGCAGAGCAACACUGUAUGCAGCUGCGUGGUAACGGCCUUCUCAGUUCUGUUGAACCCGAUGGUGGAGGCUGCUGAAACUAAUUAAACUCAGUAUAGAUUUUCCCACCUCCCAGGGCUCUCUAUUUUUAGUUAAAAAUUUGUCCUUUAAUGUAUAUAACAUCAGAACUUUGGUACAAGACUGUUACUAUAUGCAAUGAACCUUGCCCCUAUAUAGAUCUGUUGUUGAGUUGAA
This is a messenger RNA of Capsella rubella, 724 nucleotides long. RefSeq names its product ATP-dependent Clp protease adapter protein CLPS1, chloroplastic. The coding region runs from base 88 to 567 and encodes 159 amino acids. The record is from RefSeq and is a predicted model, not a curated record. The transcript is spliced from 3 exons. Lineage: Eukaryota; Viridiplantae; Streptophyta; Magnoliopsida; Brassicales; Brassicaceae. Gene Ontology annotation, biological process: proteolysis; protein catabolic process.